AUGGAAACUCCACAGUCUGCACAGAUCAACAACGUAGAAUAUUUCGCUCCGGUGGAAGUAGCAGCACAUGGCGGAGCAGCAAGCAACCCCGCACCUCCGCCGCUCCCGCUUCAGGAAACUUCUAGAGGAAAGAGAGCUAGCGGUGGGAAAUCUGGACGUCUGAUGAUCAAGGGGCCAUGGUCUUUGGAAGAAGACAGGAAACUUGUUGAGUUGGUGAAUUUACAUGGCGAGGGAAAGUGGGCCGAGAUAUCAGAGAGCAUGAUCGGAAGGGCCGGAAAACAGUGCCGUGAGCGGUGGCGCAACAACUUGCGGCCUGGCAUCAAGAGGGAUCCCUGGACCGAAACGGAAGAGUUGGUCUUAGUGGAAGCACACAGGAGAAUCCUCAAUAAAUGGGCUACAAUCGCGAUGUGUAUUCCCGGUCGAACGGAAAAUGGUAUCAAGAACCAUUGGAAUACAACCAAAAAAAGGUUGAAGAAACAGAUGAAGAAACCAUCACAGCACCACAGGCGCCCCACCAUUCUUGAAUCCUACAUGAAAGCGGUGAUUCUGAGAGACGCCGCCACCACUGCCGCCCCCGCCCCAACCAUUCCUGCUGGUCGACCCACUGUUUUCGGGGACGGGUCGAACCAGGUUGGUCUUGCCCAGCUGAACUUCUCUGAUUCGUCCAGCAAUGGCCGCUCUUUCCAAGUCAUGAAGCAGACUUAUUUUGGAGCAGCACCCACUAAUUCAGCUUCUGUGAAUUACUUCGCUGGUCAAGCUUCUUCAAGUUGGAAUGAGUAUGGGAAUUUGAUGGGCACAGUUUUUCCAUCUCUCUGUCCCUGGGCUGGGAAUUAG
Diospyros lotus (date-plum) is the source of this 834-nucleotide messenger RNA. Its product is annotated as transcription factor MYB119-like. The record is from RefSeq and is a predicted model, not a curated record. Gene Ontology annotation, biological process: regulation of DNA-templated transcription. Gene Ontology annotation, cellular component: nucleus. Bases 1 to 834 code for a protein of 277 amino acids. The transcript has 3 exons. NCBI's taxonomy places the organism in Eukaryota, Viridiplantae, Streptophyta, Magnoliopsida, Ericales, Ebenaceae. Gene Ontology annotation, molecular function: DNA-binding transcription factor activity, RNA polymerase II-specific; RNA polymerase II cis-regulatory region sequence-specific DNA binding.